Molecule: messenger RNA, 1401 nt
Organism: Wyeomyia smithii (pitcher-plant mosquito)
Lineage: Eukaryota; Metazoa; Arthropoda; Insecta; Diptera; Culicidae
Gene: NfI
Product: nuclear factor 1 C-type
Exons: 7
Coding region: 327-887 (186 amino acids)
Biological process (GO): transforming growth factor beta receptor signaling pathway; regulation of transcription by RNA polymerase II
Cellular component (GO): nucleus
Molecular function (GO): DNA-binding transcription factor activity, RNA polymerase II-specific; RNA polymerase II cis-regulatory region sequence-specific DNA binding
Source: RefSeq, a predicted model, not a curated record
AAACUGCAUUAUCCAGCGGAGAAAACCCCCCGAAUGGAGAAGUUUAUCAUGGAUUCCAAAUCUUCGAUCAAAGGUCCCUUUCUGUCACAGGAAAUUCGAUUCAAAAUUUAUCCGUUUCGGUCGAAAGGCAGAGCCACAGAGCGAUUCGAGGUGUACACAGUCCGGAAUUCGAUCCUGAACUGGCAAGCCGCAAAAUUCCGCCCCCGCAGCAAGAAGAUUUCCACCCGUUCAUCGAAGCUUUGUUGCCUUACGUUAAGUCCUUCAGUUACACUUGGUUCAACCUGCAGGCUGCCAAGCGGCGCUACCUCAAGAAGCACGAGAAGAAGAUGACCCACAACGAGGAAAACAAAUGCAAACGGGACUUUCAGAACGAAAAUCCGGAAACGAAACAGAAAUGGGCCGCCCGACUGCUGGGGAAGCUGCGCAAGGACAUUACCCACGACAGUCGGGAGAAUUUCGUCCACUGCAUCUCGAAAAAGAAAACCUCGAUGUGCAUCCUGUCCAAUCCGGACCAGAAGGGCAAGAUGCGCCGGAUCGAUUGCCUUCGGCAGGCCGACAAGGUCUGGCGUCUCGAUCUGGUGAUGGUGAUUCUAUUCAAGGCGAUCCCGCUUGAGAGUACCGACGGUGAACGGCUCGAGAAGGCCUGUUACUGUACCAGCCCGAGCCUGUGCAUUAAUCCGUACCACAUACAAGUAUUAAUUAAGGAAUUGGAUCUCUAUCUGGCCAACUUUAUUAAAUCGAUGAGGAAAACCAAGGAGAAAAGUCACACAACGCUACGAGGAAAUUUUCGAAGGGAAGUAGUAAGGCUUUCUCCUACGACUUCAUCGCACCCACGGGCGUUUUCACAUCGUCCGAGCUCUGGAGCAUCACGCAAGGUUGUAUCGUAGUUUGUUUCUACUUUCAGCUUGUUUGUGUUUUUACUAUAUUACUGUAAUGGUUUGUUCACCGUGAUAAGAGACUGAUGGUUUAUAUGAGUUAGAUUUAGGUUAUGUUUUUAUCAUUGAACUCUGCAAUUUCUACAGGUUGUAUAUUUCACAUCAUUGGAGGGAUAUGUUUGCCAAGGUUUUUUUUCAGUUUUUUCUUUCGCAGGGUUCUCUUUUUCUAUGACUCAUUUCAGAAUAAGCGAUUUUAUGGAUGACACCAGAGCCAAACUUAUCAUACGGUUUAUCUGGAGAAUCUUCACCUCCUUCACCAACUGGAUUGAUCUUCACCAGCUAGAAGGAAAACGAUUUAAUUUAAGCAUACACAAAAUCUUGUAAAUUCCAAUAUUCAUUUUUUAGUCAAUAAAAAUUAUGAUUGUAAAACAAAAUUUUUAGUGCUAUUUAUUUAUGUGUAGGCAUACCCAAAUAUAUUUUUAGUAUCGUGAAAAUCUGGAAAUAAAAUUACCAAUAACGAACAUAA